CGUGCGUGCUCCGGAAGCGGAAGCUCUCGGCGGUGCGGCAAUGGCGCGGGAUAGGGAGGCGGAGGGGGCGACGGAGGCCGAGGGGACGCCCGAGCUCUCGUACCGGGAACAGCUGGAGUUCCUGAACCCCAUCGCGCGGCCGCUGGCCUCCCGCAGGCUGACGCGCAAGCUCUACAAGUGUAUCAAGAAAGCGGCCAAGCACAAGCAAAUCCGUCGCGGUGUGAAGGAGGUCCAGAAGUUCAUCAACAAGGGGGAGAAGGGGAUCACGGUGCUGGCCGGCGAUACGCAGCCUAUCGAUGUGUACUGCCACAUUCCCAUCAUGUGCGAGGACAGAAGCCUCCCCUAUGCAUAUGUCCCCUCCAAGUCGGACCUGGGGGCCGCAGCCGGCUCAAAGCGCCCGACCUGCGUGAUCAUGAUCAAGCCACAUGAGGAGUACCAGGAGGCCUAUGAUGAGUGCCUGGGGGAGGUGGAGUCUCUUCCACUCCCACUGUGAAGAGCCGGGGCGGGGUGUGCAGCUCCGAACCCUCCCUGUUUUGGGGGGAGGCGGCUGCGGGCG
Molecule: messenger RNA, 556 nt
Organism: Melopsittacus undulatus (budgerigar)
Lineage: Eukaryota; Metazoa; Chordata; Aves; Psittaciformes; Psittaculidae
Gene: NHP2
Product: NHP2 ribonucleoprotein
Exons: 4
Coding region: 41-493 (150 amino acids)
Biological process (GO): rRNA pseudouridine synthesis; maturation of LSU-rRNA; snRNA pseudouridine synthesis
Cellular component (GO): box H/ACA snoRNP complex; cytosolic large ribosomal subunit; nucleolus
Molecular function (GO): box H/ACA snoRNA binding
Source: RefSeq, a predicted model, not a curated record